Molecule: messenger RNA, 1311 nt
Organism: Penicillium arizonense
Lineage: Eukaryota; Fungi; Ascomycota; Eurotiomycetes; Eurotiales; Aspergillaceae
Exons: 2
Coding region: 1-1311 (436 amino acids)
Source: RefSeq, a predicted model, not a curated record
AUGUUCACCCAACGCCCCUCAUUCCGCUACAUAGCUACAGGCGCCCUGGUGUCUCUGUUCACCCUUACAUUCCUCAUUAUCGGCACUGGCACACCCCGCGAACUCUCAUCAAAAUAUAUUCUCAAAGCGCCUUCACGACCCUGUCCGGCCUCGAGUUUCUCGGGAAAUCAAAGCUGGGAUUUUGUCGUGGAGCGUGAUGGAAAUAACCACGGGCUGUCGGAGGAUCAAUGUCGCACUGCAUUCCCCAAGCUUUAUAAUGAACUUGACAAGUCUUCGGCUUUGAGAGCUGACCGUCAUUUCACAUACAAAGAGUUUGAUUCUCGCACUGUGGAUGAUGGUAUGGUCCGUGGUAUCAUUGAUCGCGGAGAGUUAUAUAUCGUCGACUAUGCCCCAAUGCCUGCCACAGCAACUCGGGCACGCGCAACACUCAACUCCCUCUACCGCGCCCUAACAGCCUUUCCAGACCGACACCUCCUCCCCAGCAUCGAAUUCACCUUCACAACAGAAGACUUCGCCGGAGAUCCAAAUGGCAGCGGACCCGUAUGGGCCUAUUCCAAGCGCGACUCUGACGUGUCAGUCUGGCUGAUGCCCGACUUCGGAUACUGGGCCUGGCCCGAGGUCCAAAUCGGCCCAUACCACGAAGUCCGCCGUCGCAUUGCAGCUAUCGACGAUGGCGAGUUCCAAGGAGACGGCACAUAUGUUCCUGGCUUGCAGUUUCAAGAGAAGAAGAAGCAGCUCGUGUGGCGUGGUAGUCUGGCAACAAACCCGCCCGUGCGGGCUAAGCUGCUUAAGUCUGCGUUGGAUCAUAGCUGGGCUAGUGUGCGGGUUAUUGACUGGGAUAAUGAAAAUGAUAUUCGGUUCAAUCUUCUGCCUAUCGAGGAUCACUGCCGGUAUAUGUUCCUGGCACAUGCAGAAGGCCGAAGCUUCUCUGGUCGUGGCAAGUACCUACUGAACUGCCGCUCUGUCGUCAUUUCGCAUGCGCUCGAGUGGCGUGAGGCUCAUCAUGCCGCGCUUGUAUCCUCCGGCCCAGACGCCAACUACGUUGAGGUUGACCGUGACUUCGCCGAUUUGCCGCGCAAGAUGGAGUAUCUCAUUGAUAACCCCGAGGUUGCCGAGCGCAUUGCUAAUAAUGCUGUGCGCACUUUCCGUGAUCGGUACCUUACCCCUGCUGCGGAGUCGUGCUAUUGGCGUCAGUUGGUGCGACAGUAUGCUGCUGCUUGUGAUUUCGAGCCGGUCUUGUUUUCGACUACCCGUGAUGGGAAGACGCAGCCUCGAGGUGUGCCCUAUGACACUUGGCUACUGAUGCAUUGA